AGAGAGAGAGUGUUUCAAACGCUGCUGAUGAUCUGAGAAGCGCUUCGAUUGAAGCACAUUGAGGCCCCUACAUUUCUAAAAGUUUCCAGGGCCCGUAAGUGUACUGGAUCUUUCUGCUGCUGAAUUUUAACACCGAUAACUUUCUACUGAAGUGGUACAGACACAUUCUUGCAAAUGGCUGAGGAUCGGGGUCAACUAGAUGGUCAGGGGUUCGAUCCCUUUGCUUUUCGAACUGUCGAUGGGCAAGAUUCUGAAUCCCCGAUGGCAUUAGUUGAAUGGGCGAGCAUUGAAAUAUCAAAUGUACAUUCACAGCUGGUGAAGCUGUUUGUUUUGAACGUUUCAAGAGUGUGGCCAGCACGCUUCAGUGUCAGGCAAAGAGCAGCUCCAACAACACGCUCAGCAGCAGAAACCGGCCGAGCAACUUGCAGUCUGGUUUCCCCCCCGAUCGAAAGUACAGAAUUCCCACAAAGACACCGACCGCUUCGGUGUCCCCUCUCCUUAUUUUACACGUCCAAUAGUCAUAUUUAGAUUCCCUCAUUACGUACAACUCACAGGGCUUUUUCCCCCUCUCACAUUUUUUUUUUUUUUUUUUUUUUACUAUUUCGCUCAUCAAAGGGAGGGGCAGCUCCAGAUGUGAACGGAGAGGCCGUGUCUAUUUUGAGUGUUCGGUGUUAGCGUGAGGACAGAGAGAGAGGGAGAGGAGGGACAGAGAGCUGUUUUGACAGUUGUGUUGGAGAGCACUGAACACACACACACACACGCACACACACACACACACACACACACACACCCAUGCAGGUCUCAGUAAUCUUUGCAGAGUGUUGGUUAUACCUUCCAAAAGGAGUUCACGCCCCCUUGAACUGUUUUGGCUGACUUUGUGGUACACUUCUGACAGAGAGGGAGAGAGAGAAGGAGAGAGAGAAGGAGAGGGGAGGGAAGGGGAGGGAGGAGUGUUGCUUGUGGGAGGAGAAGGAGGAGGGAGUGAUCAGGAGGAAGGAGAAGCUCUCUCAGUUUCUGAGAGUCCUGCUUGCUGUAGGCUACAGAAUGAGCGCGGUUGCUUUCCUCUCAGUCUGAGAGGCAACUGCUUCUUUUUCUUUUUCUUUUUUUUUUCUUUUUCUUUUUUUCUUUUUUAAAGUUUUCGUCCUUUCCUCUCCCGAGCCAGACAUCAGUAGGAGUCGCUGCAGAUUCCUCCUCCCUUUUCCUCGCGCGGCACUUUUUUUUUUUUUGUGGACCUCUCUCGCACCCCUCGUGUUGUUAUUUCUGUGCCUGGGAAGUACCAUGCCGGUGGUUGGCGUAGCCUCCAAGCUCAGGCAACCCUCGGCGGUGGGCACCAAGCCAGUGCAUACCGCUCUCCCCAUCCCCAGCGCAGUCAGGGCGGCCGCCUCGCAGGGCUACAUGGCCCGGCAGCAGGAGCUCAGGGCAGGUGAGGGCACCCCGGGGCUCUCCUGCCAGCUGUCAGUCAAGUCUGAGUACCAGCAGGAGAGGACGGCUGAGGGGAAGUCCAGGGCGGCGACAGAGGAGAGCAAGAUCUGCAAGAUCUACACCGACUGGGCCAACCACUACCUGGCCAAGUCCGGCUGUCAGCGCCUCAUCAAGGACCUGAGCCAGGACGUCACCGAUGGAGUCCUGCUGGCACAGAUCAUCCAGAUCAUAGCGAAUGAGAAGGUGGAGGAUAUCAAUGGCAGCCCCAGGAGCCAGUCGCAAAUGAUCGAGAAUGUGGACGCCUGCCUCAGUUUCCUGGACGCCAGAGGAGUGAAUGUACAAGGGCUCUCAGCAGAAGAGAUCAGGAAUGGCAACCUGAAGAGCAUCCUGGGCCUCUUCUUCAUCCUGUCGCGCUACAAGCAGCAGCAGCAGCAGCAGCAGCAGUACUACCAGUCCCUGGUGGAGCUCAGCCAGCAGACCAGCGGCACCGCGCCGUCCAGCAGCAGCCACAAGACGCAAGAGAUGCAGUCCAGUCUCACAGCGCGAUAUGCAAGUCCUCCGGGCCACAGUGGAAUAGGGUCACCGCAGAAGAAAAACACAAGGUUACCAGGCCCCUCUAGAGUACCUGCUGCAGGCAGCGGGGCCUCCAGGAGCCCGGGCUCAUCCAACCUGAACCGUCGCAGCCAGAGCUUCAACAGCAUCGACAAGAGCAAGCCUCUUCAGUAUGCCAGUGGCAACGACAGAGAAUCGGUGAGGGGUAUCCCAGCACCCAGCGGGAUGAAUGGGAGCGGUAUUGGAGGGACGGUCCCCACCAGCCUCAGCGGGCAGCAGCUGGCCUCUGCCAUCCCCUCACCCACCGCCGGCAAGUCCUGGCGCAGCAAGUCCAUGAACCUCAAGCACAGUGCCACUUCGUCCAUGCUGGCAAGCCCCACACACUCACCCUCCCCGACACAUUCACCCCAGGGCUCUGAAGGCCUUCUUCAACACGGAAGCGAUGGAUCAAAAGUAGGGUCAGUCGGCGGCGGUGGACCCCAGAGGUCCAUGCUGGAGAAGUUCCGCCUGAUUAAUCCUAGAUCGGCUUCGCGAGCGUCACCAUCUGUGGCAGAGAUGGCUCUGCAGGAAGAGGAUGACCUGUCAGAGUACGGUGACGAUGGAUUGAUGCCCAUGGGGUCAGUGUGCAUUAGUGGCAGUAGCAGUGCUACAGCCAAACAAAUGCCUACUAAGUCCUCUGCAUCUUCUCUGGCCACACCAGGGAAGACGUCCUCUUCUUCCUCCCCUUCGCCUUCAUUUUCAAAAGCCUCUGCAAAUGGCAGCAGAUCCAUGUCCAAAGUCAAGGAGGACAAAAGCAAGUCUGGGAAAUCUUCUAAGGACAGCUCUCCACCCAAAGAGGAGCAUGAGUCAUAUGCUGACCCCACCAAGAAGACAUCCAAAAUUGCCAGCCUCAUCCCCAAGGGAGGGAAGCCUUCAUCUGGAAAGAAAGAUGGCGUCUCCUCAGCUUCCAGUGGCAUCCCUAAGUCAGGACUUAAAGCUCCCUCCACCACAACGUCCAAGUCUCAGAGUCAGUCGCAGAGCCAAAGCCAGGCCGCCCUAAACAGCAGCGGCAACAUGCGGGGCGGAGAGGUGGAGAGGGCCAAGCUGACCAAAGGAGGGCAGGGUGGGAGUUUCUACAUACAGCGCUCCAUUGGGGGCCCAGAGGGCAAAAGGACCAGCAUGACCUCCUCCACCAGCACCUCAGCCCUAUCUGGGUCCAGUGGGAUGCUGGGAGGAGGUGGUGGAGGGGUUGGAGGAGGGGUUGGAGGAGGAGGAGCAGCACUUGGAGGGAAUGGAGUGGUUCAGCUUCCUCAGCAGCAGCAGCACAACCAUCCCAAUACUGCCACUGUGGCCCCCUUCAUGUACAGGACAUUCUCAGAAAACGACUGCACCAUGGUGGCCCCAGCCGACCCCUGCCUCAGCCCCACCAAGGGAGAGCUGGUCUACAGCAAGACAGCCAAACAGUGCCUGGAGGAGAUAUCAGGAGAGGAUCCUGAGGCGAGACGCAUGAGGACAGUGAAGAACAUCGCUGACCUGCGGCAGAACCUGGAAGAAACCAUGUCCAGUCUACGGGGGACACAGAUCAGCCACAGUACACUAGAAACAACCUUUGACACCACGGUAACCACUGAGGUCAAUGGGCGGAGUCUACCAGCCCUCACCACACGCUCCUCCCCCAUGGCUUGGCGUCUGGGCCAAUCACAAACCCCGCGUCUUCAGGCAGGCGAUGCCCCCUCAAUGCCCAGCAGCUAUGCUGCGCCCAGGGCGAGCACGACGAGCGCUGGCACCACAACAGGCCGCUACAGCGGUCACUCGGACCCCUCCAGGUUUGUGUUCAGCGCCCCCCUGAGGCGAGCAGCAGCAGGGGCAAGGGGGGCGGAGCAGGGGGAGAAGGGAGGAGGAGGGCUGGAAGGAGGGAAGCAGAUGGAGGUGGCAGGGUACAUGAGUGAUGGGGACAUCCUAGGAAAGAACGGCCGGAUGGAUGAGAUCACCAGCGGAUACCUUACAGACGGCGGCCUUCAUCUGUAUGCGCGGAACACAGGCCGAGCGACAGACCAGGCCUCUUCUCGAGAAGUAUCCCAGAGAGGGAGCAAAGAGGUGCAGGGCGACAUAGACAGUUGGGACGACAGCAGCUCAGUGAGCAGCGGCCUGAGCGACACAUUGGACAACAUCAGUACCGAUGAUCUGAACACACCCGCCUACACCGCUGUCAGCUCAUCACGCAAAAGCAAGGGUGCACAGUCCCAGAGAGGAAGCAGGUCCAAGCAUGCCGAGCAGGAGGUGAGCAGCAGCUGGGCCGGAGCCGAGGACCUGAAGAAGGUUGAGGAGGAGCUGGACGCAAGCAUGGACCCCGGCAGCGGCUCCUCCCGCUGGAAGCCUUCCUCAUCCUCCUCUUCCUCUCAAGCCCAGGGCCAGUACGAGGAGGCCGGUCAGAAAGCUGCCGCGCUUGCCCAAAUGUCCCAGACAGGCUCUUGGAGAAGGGGCAUGACAGCCCAGGUGGGCAUCACGCCACCCAGGUCCAAAGGUACCUCUGCUGCCCUCAAAACACCAGGCAAAACUGAUGAUGCUAAGGCCUCUGAGAAGGGCAAGGCGCCUUCCAAGAGUUCAGCUGGCAUCCAGCGCUCACCCUCAGAUGCAGGGAAGAGUAGUGGAGACGAAGGUAAGAAACCUCCCUCUGGCAUUGCACGCCCACCUACCACCGGUUCUUUUGGAUACAAGAAGAUCCCGGGUCCCACUGGUGCCCUAAUCACCUCCAGUGGUGCGACGCUCACCAGUGGCUCAGCCACCCUGGGCAAGGCGCCCAAAUCCUCUGCUGCCCUUGGCAAAGGCACCGGCAUCGGUGGUGUGCGUAAGACCAGCCUGGACGGCUCACAGCCUCAGGAUGAUGGCAUUCUACUUAGCUGCAGUGGCUCUAAAGUGACCCUGCAGUACCGCUCUCUACCCAGACCGGCCAAAUCCUCCAGUGGGGUGGCAGCAGGGCGCAGCGGGCAUCGCUCUAGCUCCAGCAGCAUCGACUCAAACGUCAGCGGCAAGUCAGCCGGAGGGGCAGCGACACCUGCGGGCGCCAAACGCAGGGACGGGAAAAUGGGCUCGGACCGCUCCAGUCCAAUCACCAUUAACCAGACAGACAAGGAGAAAGUGGCGGUGUCAGACCAGGACUCAACAGCAGGACUAUCCACCUCCCCCAAGUCCAGCCCCACGUCCAGCUCCACAGGCCAGUCAGGCCUCAGGCAGCCAGGCUCCAAGUACCCUGACAUUGCCUCCCCGACGUUCCGCAGAUUGUUUGGCACCAAAGCCAGCAGCAAGGCCAGCUCUCCGGGCACGCCCGACUCUGGCAAGUGCCCGUCAUUACUGGGCAGCCCCCACGGCACGCUGGCGAGGCAGGCCAGUCUGGACUCGCCCUCCUCUGGCACGGGGAGCCUGGGCAGCGCCGGCGGCCUGAGUGGUGGCAGCAGCCCACUGUACGGUAAAACCCCAGACCUGUGCACUGACUCCCCGGCCUCCAGUCCGGCCUCUGGCCUCUCCCUGCCCUCCAACGCUCGGCCCUGGCCUGCCUGUAGCUCUUCAGCUGGCAGCAAGGACACACUGAGCUGCCAAAGCAUGACCAGUCUGCACACCAGCUCUGAGUCCAUUGAUCUGCCGCUGGGCCACCACGGGCCCAAGGUCACACGAACCGGCAGUGUCAAGUCCACCCUGUCUGAGGGCAUGCCUCUUGACAGAAAUACGCUUCCCAAAAAGGGACUGAGGUACCCUCCGUCCUCCCGGCAGACAUCUCACGAGGAAGGCAAGGAGUGGUUGAGAUCCCAUUCAACAGGGGGGCUUCAAGACACUGGUAGCCAGUCCCCGCUGUCUCCUCCUGGAGCUUCCUGCACCACCACUGGAAAAUACCACUACUCCAACCUGUUGAGCCCCACCAACAUCAGCCAGUAUAACCUGCCACCAGGCAGCAGCAGCAUGAGCCGUUCCAACAGUAUCCCCGCCCAGGACUCCUUUGACCUGUAUGGAGAGGGUCACCCACUGGGUGGCAGCGCAACCUCCCUGGAGGAUCGACCAAGGGCCAUCAGCCGCUCUGGCUCCUUCAGGGACAGCACUGACGAAGUCCAUGGCUCUUCGUUGUCUCUGGUCUCAAGCACGUCUUCACUUUACUCUGCGACAGAGGAGAAGGCACACUCAGAGGGCCAAACAGUCCAAAAUUCCACGCAAAUCAGAAAGCUGCGUCGGGAGCUGGACGCCUCUCAGGAGAAGGUGGCGACCCUGACGUCUCAGCUGUCUGCCAAUGCUCACCUGGUGGCAGCCUUCGAGAAGAGCCUGAGUAACAUGACCUGCCGCCUGCAGAGCCUCACCAUGACUGCGGAACAAAAGGAGUCUGAAUUGGUUGAGCUGAGGGAGACAAUAGAAACGCUGAAGACCCAGAACACAGACGCCCAGACUGCCAUCCAGGUGGCGCUCAAUGGCCCGGACCACUUACACAAAGACCUGCGGAUUAGACGGCAGCACUCGUCAGAAAGCAUGUCCAGUAUCAACAGUGCAGCCAGUCACUCCAGCAUGGGGAGUCUGGGCAAGGACGCGGAGGACAAAAAGAAGAAGAAGAAGAGUUGGGUGGCUGAUUCCAUCCCGGCUCAGUUACGCAGCUCCUUCAAGCAGGCUUUCAGCAAGAAGAAAACCAAAUCCCAGUCGGCCCAUGACGAGAUGGAGGAGAUGACCGACUCGCUGCCAUCCUCGCCCAAGCUGCAGCACGACAACAGGCAAGGCAGCAUCGCCACGCUGCGCUCGUCGCCCUCCACCACAGAGCUGUGCGAAUGCACCGAAGCAGAGGCUGAAAUUGUCCUCCAGCUGAAGAACGAGCUGAGGGAGAAGGAGCUCAAAUUGACAGACAUCCGUCUGGAGGCGCUUAGCUCCGCCCACCACCUGGACCAGAUCCGAGAGGCCAUGAACCGCAUGCAGAACGAGAUUGAGGCUCUUAAGGCGGAGAACGAUCGUCUCAAGUCCAGCGGUAACGCCACACCAACAGCAACACCCAUCAAGACGGCCCGGCCACCUUCCGAGACCUCCAGCACGUCCUCCUCCUCCUCGCGUCAGUCUUUGGGGCUGUCGCUCAAUAACCUCAACAUCACAGACACCAUCAUGUCAGAUAUUUUGCUAGAUGACAGCUACGAGGGCAAUCUACGCAAAGAAGGCCGGAGUGUGCGGAUAGUGGUUACCAUCAGCAGUGGGCCAAAAACAACCAAGGGCAUACAAACCCAGGAUUACCUGAUUGGAUCCAUAGGUGUGAGUGGCAAAACCAAAUGGGAUGUCCUGGAUGGAGUCAUCCGACGCCUCUUCAAGGAGUAUGUGUUUCGGGUGGACCCUCUGACCAGUCUGGGUCUCAGCUCAGACAGCAUCGUCUGCUACAGGAUGGGCGAGGUGGUCCGCUCCCACGCCUCCGAAGUGCCUGAGCUGCUGCCCUGUGGCUACCUGGUGGGCGACAACAACAUGAUCAAGGUCAACCUCAAAGGUGUGAAGGAGAACAGUAUUGACAGUCUGGUGUUUGACACGUUGAUCCCGAAACCCAUUAUCCAGCGGUACCUCAACCUGCUGAUGGAGCAUCGUCGGAUCAUCCUCUCAGGACCCAGCGGCACCGGCAAGUCCUUCAUGGCUGCCAAGCUGGCAGAGUACAUCAUUUCCCAGAUGGGGCAGGAAGUGACGGAGCACAACGUGGCCAGCUUCAACGUGGACCAGAAUUCCAGCAAGGACCUGCGUCAGUACCUGUCCAACCUGGCAGAACAGUGCAACUCUGAGGAGACGGACACAGAGCUCCCCACUGUGGUCAUCCUGGACAACCUCCACCAUAUCGGCUCCCUCAGUGACAUUUUCAAUGGCUUCCUCAACUGCAAGUACCACAAAUGCCCUUAUGUGAUUGGGACCAUGAACCAGGGAGUGUCCACCUCUCCUAACCUUGAGCUACACCACAACUUCAGGUGGGUGCUGUGCACCAACCACACUGAGCCGGUCAAAGGUUUCCUGGGCCGUUUCUUGCGGCGGAAGCUGAUAGAGACAGAGAUCGAUAAGAACAUGCGCAGCAAUGACCUGAUUAAGAUCAUCGACUGGAUCCCCAAGACAUGGCAGCACCUCAACGGCUUCCUAGAGGCACACAGUUCCUCCGAUGUCACCAUAGGCCCCCGUCUCUUUCUGUCCUGUCCCAUGGAUGUGGAAGGCUCUCGGGUUUGGUUCACUGAUCUGUGGAACUACUCCCUGGUGCCCUACCUCCUGGAGGCUGUCAGGGAAGGGCUUCAGCUCUACGGCAAAAGGGCAGCGUGGGAGGAUCCAUCCAAGUGGGUGAACGACACGUAUCCAUGGAACGCCGCCUCGCUGCAGCAGGAGGGCCAGUCGCUGCUCCAACUAAGGCCGGAGGACGUGGGAUACGACGGCUACAGCUCAUCCAAGGAGGGAGCCUCAUCCAAGCAGGUGUCUCAGAGUGACACCGAGGGAGACCCACUGAUGAACAUGCUGCUACGGCUGCAGGAGGCCGCCAACUACUCCAGCACGCAGAGCUGCGACAGCGACAGCACCAGUCACCAUGACGACCAGCUGGACUCCUCGCUCGAGUCGGCACUAUGAGACCAAGAAUCACGCUGGGAGACGCCGAACACUCAGACCGCCCGGGGGCCUUUGAGCCCCCGUCGCUCGCAGCCUCCGCUGUGGUGCACAGAUGUGCGAUAUAUGAAAAGUUUUAUCAUCCAAAAUGGCAUACCCACCAUUUGAAAGAAGACACAUUAUUUUUACAUAACGAUGGUGCAAUAUUAAGUAAAAUUAUUGUAUGUUAUCAAGAGCCAACUUGGUCCUCAGUGGUUAAAAUUAUAAACAAUCAUACAAGUUGGAUCUGUUAUAUUAAAUAGUGAGGAUUUCAAUGGAGGUGUAACAUUUUAGAAUACAACUUUUCAUAUCAGGGACAGUCGUUCCGGUGAGUUCAAGGACUCAAUCACGUCUGUACUCAGCCACGAUGAGCCACAGAUCGCUCCAUCAUUCUAACUGUGGGCGUCGAUCCCACGAAGUGUCAGAACAAAAGAGAAAGCCGAGAGUUAGACGUGACAAAACUGGAUUUUUCUUUUCUUUUUUUUAAAAUCCCAGAUGUAUCUUAAUAUGUUUACAGUGGGUGGCAAGGUUCUAUUGUUUAUGUCUUUCCUUGUUUACAGAGGUGCUUCUCACACACACACACACACACACACACACACACACACACACACACACACUCAUCCACUCAUACAAAUGCACUUACAAACAGGCAGCAGGAGGACACUGUCCUUUUAAUCAGAGGCUUUAAUUAGUUCAAACGCCCAUGUGACCAAUAAUCCAGCCAACCAAAGUGUCCUUGUGCAAGGCACAAUUUACACCACCUGGGACCCUGAUUCUAACCCACCUAUUGCCGGUGGCAAGUAGAACAAUACGAAAUGAGUGUUUUCCAGUGAUGGAACGCCCUCUGCUGGUCACAAUGGAGGCUCGCAGCUUUCAGAAAACAGAUUUUCUCACCACACGAAUGGUGAUUCAUCACAGAUCCAUUCAGUUCGUGCUUCAGUAAUGUCUGACAAAGUCAUCAGUCAGCUGUUUAACCGAGCUGGUUCCUCACAAGUUACUUUUUUAGAGUGUGGGACUAAGGGACACUUUUUAGUCUCAUAAUUUAGCACUGCAUCACCUUAUUGAUGCGUUUGAUUUGAGACAUUUGUAAUGCCUCUACAGCCCCACUAGGAUCACAAGAAUGACAUUUUCACGACAUGCACAUACGGCUCACAGCCCGUCAGUUGGGCCCCAUGGUGCUGGUCUCCUGCCCUGAGCCUCCUCAGUGUCAGGCACUGCCAAGCCGCUCCUCGCUGCCCUGCAUGCCAACAACAAGCACAACGAAAGCGCAUUGUCUGUGUGUCAUCCAGCCACAUUGCUACUGUGAAGGAAAAAAAAUGGUGCCAACGGUUCCCUUUGAUUUACUGCCAAACGUGCACACACACACACACUCCGUACACUCACAGAGACUUUACACCACAAUGCACAGCUGACCAUGGUUGUAAACUUAAUCUUAAGUUGCUCUUGGCCUUCCACACUCCACAGCCUGUUGUCACUCCUUAGCUUCAAAAUGCUCCAUGAGAACAGCAGGCAGCGCCGUCUGUCGGUCAUCGAUCUGUUGACCGUUUGCUAAACCCCUCCAUUCGAGUGACCAAUCAUUAGCAACUGUAACUCGGUACAGCGCGUCUGUCAAGCUUUGGAUUUGUCAUAUGCUAAAGAGGUGUGCUUGGACAUGUGGUCUGAGGGAUACUCAUUAUUUACAGAGUUUGGUGGGCUCUGUCUUUGUUGCCCUUUCCAAAACUAAAAAACACAAAAGUAUAAGAAAUAGGUCGAAUAGCAGCCGGACAGAGUUAUGUUAAAAUUAAAUAUCAGUCCAAGACUGUCCAUCUCAGCACAGGUGAGACUGAACGAUCGUAGAAAUGUUACAGGAACACCAGGCAUCAGUGUGUCCCUACGAUCCUCUUCUAAGACAACAUGUUGCUACUUAUCACUUUGAUCAUGAUGAUGACACUACUUCAUAGAUUAAAAAGGCUACAACAUAGUCAAGUAUUGAGUGUUUACAGUAUAUAAGUUAGAGAAUAUUGUAAAUGCAAGAUGAGAUUUUACAGAAGGGCCAUAAAAGAUCAUUCAGUUCAGCAGAGCAGUCUAACAUGUACAGCUAAACAACCCCUCUGGCUCUGAGCUCUCUGCUAACAGGGGACGGUAAUUUUGCCAACAAGAGCAUAUUUGAAACCCUUUCAUGAGAUUGUUAUAAAUGAGUCGGCAGGAAAUAUCAAAAAGUCAGCCAGAGACUGCAUUUCCAGCCACCUCAUGGAGCUAACGUUAGCUUCAUUAGUUGGGUAGUUAAAGCUGAUCAAAUGUGCCAGCAGCUGUUGUCAUUUCAGCAGACAACCCUGAAGCCGUCAGCUAGAAACUGGAGGCCUGCUUUUGUUAACUUCCCUCUAAAAUCAGGCACCUAUUGUUUCAAAAUGACAGUGGCAGAUAUGUCAUUGUUGAAAAUGGGAGGAUGGGAAGCCUGACAGCUGCAGCGGUUAACAGUUACCGAGAGAAGGGGGGGAGGGUUUAGCAAACCGUCGACUGCAAAAAGCUGAAUUCCUGUGAAGUUUGCAUUGAACUGCAUGGAGAACAGCAACAGGGAAAUGCAGAAUGUAACAGGAAUGCAGCAGACCAACAACUAAAAAAUAAUGCGGUGGUUUUCACUCCAGCAGAUUGGAAUCAGGCUUUGACACUAACCAAUCGACAAAUGAUCAGUAAUAUUGAAUUGAAUGAUGCAAGCCGACAUUUGAUAGUCUAGUCAAGCGUCUCCAUGCGGUACCAAAAACAAGCCAAUGUAUUUUCUAACGCAAGUGAACCAGAUCAGCCACAGAGCUGACUAAGGGAACAAUGAUCCUGGUGCUUUCUCACUGCCUUAAAUGCGCAAAAGUUUGGGAGGCGUCCUCUGCUCCCAUUGGCUAUAGUGAGAAGAGGAUAGUGGAUGAUGAUGAUGAUGAUGACGAUCUGCUUCCUGCUACAUCCAAGAGGCUGCUUGUUGUCAUGAAAACAGCCUCUUUCUUUUUGUUUUUUGUUUUUUUUUCUCUUUUUUUAUCCCUCUUCCUCCAAACCGCCCUUUCUUGUUUCUGACAGUUAAAAGUAUAAAAGAGUUGAUGCUGUAUUUGAAUUUAAAACUGACCAAUAUUGUAAAAACAGUUUUAAAAAAAAAGGGGAUGGGGUAUUUUUUAGUUGUUUUCUCGCCCAGUUGAGCUGGGCUCACUUGAACUGACAGGAGCACAACCAAACUGUUUUGGGUUUUCUAGCCUGACGAGCAUGUUUUGAAGCUUUUUAAAAAGGGGGAUGCAUUGAGAAGAGACCUUUAUCGUUAUGUAUGCGUGUAUUGGACGGAAGCCAUUUUGAAUUUUGAUUGUCCUCUCUUUGUUUAACGAGUGGGUUGGUUUUGCACACUUUGAGGUGGGGGUGGGUUGUAAAUACUUAAGUCUUGCACAGUGAAUCAAAGAUGCAUUCUGCCCUGUUGAUGUUACAAUAUGCUUAACCCGCUGAGUAAAUUAUUGUACUUUGAAAACAGAGAGAAAAAAAAAAAGAAAUGCAAAAACUCAACACGCUGUCAGAAACAGGUGUGUGUCUUGUGGUGAUUGGAUGUUUUGGCCUAUGCAGGAGGCAUAACGGUGUACAGUAAGAAACUGUUUUUUAAAUUCACUAAAAUCACAGACUCAGAACAAAAAAUAGGCACUUUUCCGGUCCCCCCCCCCUCCCCCCAUCCUGCCAUAAUACUCUCUGGAUCCUCUCCGUGUCUUGGAAUGCCUGUUGUUUCCUUUAGAAGCACUUCCUCUCUGGACAUUUUAACCCAACCGCCACGUUAGGCUCGCCAGCUGUUCGAGGCACCGAAGCUGACCUGACACCGUACUGUAUACAUAUACCAACAACCAACAGGUGCUACUGGUCAGUCAGAAACCCACCAGAGACCAAGAAGUCAAGUUGUCAUAACCUCAGGACAAUCCUAUCCUCUACAAUCCUACCUGUGUUCAGCUUCAUAGGUGUCUCUGCAGCUAAAGCCGCUGAUGGCUGCAUAUAUGUCUGGCCAACUUGGCCAGCCUCGUGUCUGCAAGGGUAUGAACUUGCAUGAAAAGGGUGUGGUCGCCGUGUAAGAGGUUGCUCUUUUGCUACGGCUACACCCAUGUAUCAAACCUGAGCGUAGAUCAACAGCGAUUCACCUUCUCGGCUACUCUACACUCCUGUUGUAGGCCAUUAGUUCCCGCGUUAGCAGAGCGUUAACACCGUUAACAGUGUACACCAUAGUCUUGAUGAUCAACUGGUAAUUUUUCACCACUUUACACUUUGCAGUUACAUCUCAGUUGAAAACCAUAGCAUUUACUCUGGUUUGAGAGAAAGUUUUCUUCUUUUUGGGUGAAACAUUUGUCCUUAAAUGUUUUAUAUUUUGUACAUUUGUAUGUAACAUAUCAUGUAAAUAGACAGAGACAGUGAUUUAACUCAUCUGGAGGAUUUUGUAGUCUUUGUAAAGCCCUAAUAAAUGGUAUUUGGUGUCACACGAGCAAACAACACGCUGA
Molecule: messenger RNA, 13043 nt
Organism: Acanthopagrus latus (yellowfin seabream)
Lineage: Eukaryota; Metazoa; Chordata; Actinopteri; Spariformes; Sparidae
Gene: nav3
Product: neuron navigator 3
Exons: 40
Coding region: 1279-8550 (2423 amino acids)
Biological process (GO): nervous system development; neurogenesis
Molecular function (GO): protein binding; ATP hydrolysis activity; ATP binding
Source: RefSeq, a predicted model, not a curated record